AUGCUUUGGGGUGUUAUCAUAAACAUUUUUGUUGAAGAUAUACCUCAAAUCAUUAUCCAAGGUCUAUAUUACAAUAGUGUCAUAACAUAUGAUCUUAUUCCAUCUCUUGUGCUUGCAUCUGGUGGAUUAGUUAUAGCAAAUAAAUUAAUUCUAAGGUCAUAUCACGCGUUAUUAAGGUGGAAUCAUCAACGCGAUAAAAUUAGAGAAUAUAAUAGAAAUCGACGUUUAUCUGCUGCUUCUAUAAGAUCCAUAAGGUCGAAUUAA
Molecule: messenger RNA, 264 nt
Organism: Rhizophagus irregularis DAOM 181602=DAOM 197198
Lineage: Eukaryota; Fungi; Glomeromycota; Glomeromycetes; Glomerales; Glomeraceae
Source: RefSeq, a predicted model, not a curated record